GGAAAACUGCUGGCUUCCAGCGGGGAGUUCGUCGCUCUUUACUUCAGUCAUGUCAUACAUAUAUAUGAGUGGUGCCUGGACUUCAGCAUCAAGAUAAAGUACAACAUGAAUGAUAGUUGAGAUAUACAUUGGCCAAAAGUUCAGUAAUUGUCAGGAACUUUCUAGGUGUGACUUGUUUCCUGCAGUUUAAGGAGCUGUAACCACGAAGAUGGCAUUUCGACUGAGAUCCGACUCCCUUCAUCCUUGUCACCACCUCAGUGAACCCCUGAGGAACAUUUUCUGGUGUCGGCAUUGCAUGAAGAUUUUCACCCACCCAAUAGAUCGAUGGCGGCACAGUAAGACAUGUCGUGAUGGUGCUGAAAACAGUGAAGAAGGUGGUGUGUCCAAGCAAGUCUCCCUGAAGGAGGGAACCCUGUUCAGGUUUGGUGUUUGGGAUACUGACCCUGUUAUAUCACGGCCAAAAUCCAAGUCCGCAUCUCAGUAUGGAAUACGACUGCCUGGAACUGGGAAAGUGGCCAGUCAUCGAGGAACUGUUAAUCCACAAAACUUUGACCUCCAGUGUUUCAUUUGCAGACAGCCUUUUCAGAGUAUAGAUGAAAUGAGAAUUCAUGUGAAAACACCGUGCAGCAAACCUCCAGAUGUUCAAAAUGUGAAUCGAUUUCCUCCUGAAAUUACAAAUGUCAUACCUUCUAAACCACCUCUGCUUCAGAAGGAGACAUGUGUAUCAGGUGAAAGUAUUUCCAGUACAAAGAAUAAAACAAGGCUUAUAUCGCAGUCGCCUAGUAAAGAGAAAUUUGACCUCUUUGCAAGUUCUCCUCAAACUUCAAUCUGGAAUCAGGAUCUUGUAAUGGUGGAGAGGUAUGAUGAAACAGAUGGAUUGCCCUUACUUGAUGUGUUUCCUUUAGAUGACAGUCAUAAGCCCGAAGAGGUUUCUUUGCCAGAGGUAGGUGCUACAGAAGUGCCACAGAAGGGUAAUACAGAAGUACCACAGAUGGGUAAUACUGAAGUGCCAGAGGUAGGUGAUACAGAAGUGCCAGAGGUAGGUGAUACAGAAGUGCCACAGAUGGGAAAUGCAAAAGUGACAGAGAUGGCUAAUACAGAAGUGUUAGAGAUGAGUGAUACAGAAGUACCAGAGAUGGGUAAUACAGAAAUGGCGCUGGAUGAUAGAGCUGCCAAGAACACAGUCAGCUGUGCAAGUGAUGUGCAUGCAGGUCUUGUGAAACUGGAUGGGAAAAUUCCAACGUUGCAGCUAUCUCCAGUGAAUGUACCUAGCCUCAGAGAGGUUACAUUAAACAACACUCCAGAGACAACUGAAACUCACACAUUAUCCCCAGAGAAGAGUUUAAAACGAAAGUCAUCAGGUGACGUUUGUCCUGUUCCACUUAAAUCAAUGAAAGAAGAGGAAAAGCAAAUUACAACUGAGACAGCCAAAGCCAUACCAAUCAAGAAAAGCAAACGCAAGAGAGUUUUCAAGAAAGCGAAGAAAAAAAAAGCUGUUAACAAAAAUGUUUCAGUUACACCGGGCAAUGAGGAACGGUGUGAGUCGUUGGUUAAAAGUGACAGCGGAAAAAUGGCGCCAAACACGAUUUUAAGUGAAUUAGAUAAACCAGCUGAGUCAGCAGAAAUCUCUACAAUUGAAGAGGCAGAGAACAGGUCUGAUAAAGAUGUACUGGCACAAACUGUUAAAAUUUUGUGUUCGAGUGUUAAAAAACUGACACCAAGAAAGCCACCAAGACCACGAAAGUGUAAAAUUUGUGGGCGAUUCUAUAAAUCUCUAGAACAACUGCAACGGCAUAACCGUUUGCCAUGCAGAGUUAAACUUACCAGAAAUGUUUGUGCUAAGGUUCUCCGAUCUAACAGUCAGACUUCUGAGAAUGGUAUGAUAUUACAGCGAAGGAAUAGUGCCAGAUCAAAACCGAUUCCUCCAAAGAUCAUUCCUAAACGACGGCAAAAGAAACGUGUUAAAAAGCGUCCACCACCAUUUCGUGGUAAUCCAAUGCUACCUCAGUACAGACUGGUUUUUAAUGACCUUUCAGAGAAAGAACAGUUCUUCUUUGUGUUAAACAUGGUACCUAGAGAAGCCUUAAAUAUCCCUGUUGAUAGUGCAAUAGUUAAGACUGACUUAAAAGAUGAUAGUGCACCUCCUCUAGAUGAGGAGGUAGAAGACUUGUCUCCAAUAGAAGUUGGGGAUCUUUUUCUUAGUGACGAGCAUGUGCCUCCUCCCCAACUAGAAAAGAUCGAUAGUGUAAUAACUCUAGCCAUUGAUGAUGCUAUUGAAGACUUGGAGCCACCAAAACUUGAGAUGAUCAGCCCAUCAAACAACCGGCACUUUAUGGACAUGGUGUCACCCUCAGCGGAAAAGUGUCUCAAGUCGGUCUUUAGUCGGACGCCUACAGGGCAUAAAAGAAAACCCAAACGAGGACACGUGACAUCAAGAGCCCGAAAGGAUCGGUACUCCAUACUGCACCCCAUUGCCGUGGCUGCUGAGAAGCAAAACAAGAUUAAGAAAGGUAAUAAAACAGCGCAACCCGGCCACAGGGCUUCACAGCGGUUAAAGGAGAAGGCGUUGCUGAAGGUAUCUCAGGAUAAACUUAGAGAUGAAGAUAUGUCGUCGGAAGGCCUUAGAGACGCAAAAGAGGAUGAAGGACAUAUAAAACGAAGAAAGUGUCAACAACAUGUACACCAUAACGAAAGACUAAAAGGAGGACAUAUUGAAAACAUAGCAUCUAGUCAACAGAAAGCGGUGUGCAGUUGUCAGCUUUCACGUGAUAGCUGUAGAUGUGGUAGUAAGACGGGGUCACCAGUCUCAAGUCCUAGGAAAAGCUUAUUUGAAUCUCUCUCUGAUAUCUCUCAAUACCCUGGUGUCGCCAUCAGUGACUCUAAUUGCUCACCUUCAAUUGAAAAUCAAAACAAACUGCUAGAAAACUUUUCAGCUGCGAAGUCUCGACUUGGGAAAAUUCUUUCUCCAGUCAAGUCAAAGAAGGUAGAGAAUCCCACUGUAAACGUGAAGGCAGGCGCAACUACUCCUUUAGAUACAGUCUCAGCAGUGAAAUUUCAACCCGCAAAGUCAAAAACCCGAAAGAGGAAACAUAAGCCGACUUUAGGAGAAAGCACUGCACCAUGUAAAUCAGUGAGUGAAAAUGGUGUUUCAGACAUAGGUUUGGGGAAAUCAUCCAUUGAGAAGCAAAACUCAAAACAAACUGAACAAACUAGAUCACUGCCAGCAAAUCGGUUAAAAUUGGCUCGAAGAAACAGGUUUCCACAUUCUGAACAUGAAACCAUGCUCGAAAACUCAAAGCCCCCAAUUCUUUGUACAAAUGGUGAGGAGAAGAAACCAGUGAAGCAGAUUCGUUUUCCGUUGUUGGCAAGCCGAGGUGUCCCUCGACAAAUGGGACAGUCACCACCAAAGUCAGUCUCUCGUGAGAAACCUUUCUUCAUGAAAAAGGUUAAAGAAGACCUCUUUGACAGAGAAGUCGGUGAAACCGGCAUGUUUUGUCUAGUUCCUAAACAAGGUGCCAAUCAGACCGCGGUCAAGCAGAUUCCGUCUGGCGUAUCGCUCUCAAUGGUUACUGGUUUUGUUGACAUACCAUGCCAUUCUACCUCUAGUCAUAUAGGCACCACUGUGAGCAGAAAAGCACUGGCACGAGCUCAACUUUCACCAACAAAUCUCUGCACAUCAGGUGCUUUGCUACCCUCAAGUACAAGUUGUUCCCUAGGAAACUAUGUGCAAGAUGCUUUGCCGAUAGAAUCCUCCAAAGUGGAGCUGUCCGAUAUGUCCUCGACAGCCGCGGAAGAAGUAAAUGGCUGUUCCCUUCAGAGCACUGAGAAAGUAACCGUAGAGUAUAUAGACCAAGUGACAUCCUUGAUAAACCUUCCGGAAGUUAAUAUCAUAGGAAAUGAAAGUCUAGAGAGUUUAAUUCAACCAGAAGGAGUUGGUGACCUUGGCUACCUCCCUGUACUGGAUGAAACACACCAAAGUGACACUUCAGACAUGGACACAACCACUGGUAUUCACACUAUUGAACCCCAGUUUCAAACCAUUCAGUUUUCCUGAGUGCAUGCGGUCUCUGUUUCCCAGUGUCCUGCCACUGGGUUUAUGAGAGAACAUUCAUUUGGAGAUUUUACUGCCACUAACUAAUAGUUUGUAAUAUCGUAUUUUUCUGUAUAUGUAUGUCUUUCUGAUGCAUUCUAUGUCUUUCAUCUGUAAAUGUUCACACGACAACAGCGCCUUAUCAAAUACUAUUUACUCCUGGAGAUGCUGGAGACCCAUCCAUGGUGUAUUCAAAAAUGCAGUUCGUGAAAGAGUUAUAUGACAUUUUACUAGAAGUUCUUAAGCAUGGAGUGGAGUGAGCACAGGUAGCUUAAUAGUUGCUUUCUCAAUCUGUAGCGGAAAUUUAAUAUGGGAAAUGAAUCCUUCUAUUUUCGUGUCAUGAUAGAUUACAGAAUCUCGCUUUGAUACACAUUUGAUAUUAUGGCUUACUGAAACAGUUGGUGCUUUACGUGCAUAAACGUGUUAUAAAUGCUAUAAAUUAGCUGUCUUCUGAACGCAUGUUGAUAGAGGUCUAAGUUUGAAAUCUCGUCUAACAUAGGCAGGAAUCGUUCUUCAUACCUGUAUAUCAUGGAGUGUGUAGUGCAAUUAUAAUGUUUUACCAUUCAUUAAGUAUCUCUUAUUGUGUUAAAAUGUAUUGUCUGUAUUGAGCUUGUUGAUUAAGUACGUCUUUACAUUUAAGCACACCAAACUGCAGUAGUUAUACAAUUGUUCCCUUAAACGCGUUUUGUAUAGUCCUUGCAUGACAUUGGUAAAACGUAGCUUCUAAUGUCUUUUUCUGGACAUGGUUGGCUUCUAAGUGAUAUGUAGUAUCAUAAAGUCUGUAGAAAACCAGCUUUACACUGUGACCUUGGUAACUUCUUCUGUCUGUUUGCAGAAGUGGCUCAUCUCGUACAUAAAUAUAUGAUCUAUGCGGUCAUGUACUAUAGUAUAGCAUCGUCCCCGCCGUGUAUAUUUUAACAUAAAUAUUGUUUUGUGGAUGUUUUAUAUAUGUUUUUUUUUUUUAGAAUAGAAAAUAU
Messenger RNA from Liolophura sinensis, 5067 nucleotides. RefSeq lists its product as uncharacterized. Bases 209 to 4054 code for a protein of 1281 amino acids. Lineage: Eukaryota; Metazoa; Mollusca; Polyplacophora; Chitonida; Chitonidae. The record is from RefSeq and is a predicted model, not a curated record. The transcript is spliced from 4 exons.